Molecule: messenger RNA, 3100 nt
Organism: Andrographis paniculata
Lineage: Eukaryota; Viridiplantae; Streptophyta; Magnoliopsida; Lamiales; Acanthaceae
Product: fatty acyl-CoA reductase 2, chloroplastic-like
Exons: 8
Coding region: 688-2571 (627 amino acids)
Biological process (GO): suberin biosynthetic process; long-chain fatty-acyl-CoA metabolic process
Cellular component (GO): intracellular membrane-bounded organelle
Molecular function (GO): alcohol-forming very long-chain fatty acyl-CoA reductase (NADP+) activity
Source: RefSeq, a predicted model, not a curated record
ACACACAGCACAGCAGGGCAUGUUAUUGUUUGUUGAGAGGAAAGAGGAAUAAUCAUUACAAAGGGUAUGUGUCUGUGUGGUGUGGGGAAGCUUGAACUCACGCCCUUUAUCCUGGGAGGGUUUGGGAUGGGAUGGAAUGGAGAAUAGCAUAGGCCUACACCACACCCGCAGCCGCAGAGAGAGAGAGAGAUGUGAAAUGGGGGGGGAGGGAUGAUUCAACAAUAAAGAAAUACUACUACUAGUAGCAGCAGCAGCUGCAGUAAAUAGCAGCAGCAACAGAGGUGUAGUGAGCAUGGCACUUGGCAACCAAACUGGUAUGGUGCGGUGCAGUGCAAUGGCAAAAAGAGAGCCUUCUGGUUAUUCUCCUAAUUCUCAUCUCCUCACGCCUUAAAAUCUGUUGUGUUGUGUUGUGUUCUCUCUCACUUGCCAGAUCCAACCCCCCUCCUCUUAAAUCUGACCAAACUCUCAUCUUAAACUUGAACUACCUCUUUGAUUGUUAUCUUCAUCCCCCCUUCCCCUUCCCCUUCCCCAACCCCAAACAGCAACAGCAAACACCCCACCCCCACCCCCACCUUCCUCCCUCAAUUCCCUAUUCCACAUUUACUGAUCAACUACCCAUUCUCCUCAAAAAAGCUCCCACUCUGGCUCCCUCCUCUGCCAUUGUUUUUCACUAGAUCACCAGCAGCCAUGGAGGCUUUCUCUCUCAGCUCCUCCAUCUCUGUUGCUUCCCCCCACCGUGCAGGCGCAGACUAUCAGAGGUCCCCCUCCUUCAUAUAUAGGAGCAUCAGCACCCGCCUGCAGGUCUACUCCAUGCAGAGUGGCAAUCAUGCAAUAAAAUCCACACCUCCGUCCUCAGCGCGGAUCAGCCCUACUGUGGGGAGCAGCAGCUUGGUUCUGAGCCCCAAUGGAAAGGAGUUAAGCACCUCCACCUCCGUUGUGGAAAUUAAUGGUGAGGGAAGGGGAGAGGGAGAGGCAGAGGCAGUGAGAGACCAAGAGGGAGAGAAAGGUAUUGGCAUCGUGCAGUUUCUUAAAGGGAAAACCUUCCUCAUCACUGGCGCCACGGGCUUCCUGGGGAAAGUUCUAGUUGAGAAAAUACUGCGGACAGCUCCUGAUGUUCACAAAAUAUUUGUCCUGAUCAAGGCCAAGAACAAAGAAGCUGCAGCAGAAAGACUGAAAACUGAUAUUAUACAUGCAGAGCUUUUCAAGCGCCUGAGGCAAAUCCAUGGAAAAUCAUAUCAAGCUUUCAUGCUCAGCAAAUUAGUCCCAGUGCUAGGGAAUGUCUGUGAAGCCAAUCUUGGUCUAGACGAAGAUGUUGCUGGUUUGGUGUCCAGAGAGGUGGAUGCCAUCAUCAACUCUGCAGCAAAUACCACAUUUGAUGAAAGGUAUGACUAUGCUCUUGAUAUAAACACGGGUGGACCUGCACGCCUCAUGAGAUUUGCUAAACAAUGCCAGAAACUGAAGGUGUUCUUACAAAUAUCAACAGCUUACGUGAACGGGCAGAGGCAAGGCAGGAUCAUGGAAAAGCCUUUCUGCAUAGGACAGUGUAUCGCCAGCGAAAACGGACACCACAUCCCACUUCCCAAACUGUGUGUUGAGGAUGAGAUUCAGAUAGUUUUGGAGAUGACAAAAGCCCACCGUGAAGAUGGCAAGGAUGACGACGAUGCUUCAGUUAUUCAGAACAUGAAGGAAUUGGGAAUGCAGAGGGCGAGGAAGUUCGGAUGGCAGGAUACGUACGUAUUCACCAAGGCCAUGGGAGAAAUGAUGAUCGACAGUUUGAGGGGGGACAUUCCGGUGGUGGUGAUUCGGCCCAGCGUGAUCGAGAGCACAUACAAGGAGCCCUUCCCUGGCUGGAUGGAAGGGAACAGGAUGAUGGAUCCAAUAAUUCUGCACUACGGGAAGGGGCAGCUCACCGGGUUCCUAGUGGAUCCCAAUGGAGUCCUGGACGUGGUCCCUGCGGACAUGGUGGUGAAUGCGACCCUGGCAGCCAUGGCGAAGCACGGGGGAGCAGCAGCAGUGGAGGAGGAGGCGGGGGAGGGGGAGGAGUACAGCGGCAGGGGCAGCAGCAGCAUCUACCAGGUGGCGUCGUCGGUGGUGAACCCGCUGGUGUUCGGGGAGCUGGCGCGGGUGCUGCACCAGCACUUCGAGAGGUGGCCGUUCACGGAGGCGGGGACGGGGAGGGCGAUCCGGGUGCCGAAGAUGAAGCUGUUCGGGUCGAUGGAGGAGUUCUCGGCGCACCUGUGGAGGGAGGCCAUCCAGCGGACCGGGCUGGGGGCGCUGGCCAACCUGGAGGGGAAGCUGUCCCACAAGUUGGAGGCGGUGUGCCGGAAGUCGGUGGAGCAGGCCAAGUACCUGGCCAGCAUCUACGAGUCCUACACCUUCUACGGGGGGAGGUUCGACAACAGCAACACAUCGGGGCUGAUGGGGAGCAUGUCCGCGGAGGAGCGGGCGGAGUUUGGGUUCGACGUGGAGAGCAUCGAGUGGAGUGAGUACAUCAGCGAGGUCCACAUCCCGGGCCUCCGGAGGCACGUCAUCAAGGCCAAGCAGGCCCGCUCAUCCCCAUCUACUGCCUAGCUCAUCCCCUUCCCUUCCCAUUCCAUUUCAUUCCUCUGACAUACAGAUAUAUAUAUAUAUAUAUAUAUCCCCCUCUCUCUCACUUCAAGCUAGCUAGUACUGUUGUACAAGAAAGAAAGAAAGAAAGAAACAAACAAACAAACAAAGAAGCCCCGCCAUGCUGACGGUGUUGUUGAUGAUGAUGAACUGAUUUUAUUUGUUGUCUCUCCACCCCGCCUACCUGCCUGCCAACCUAUAACUACUGAUCCCGAUCGGCUCCAUCUGUGUGUACUACUACUACCUGCUUGCUUGCUUGCUUGCUUUGGUUAAUAAUAUAGUAUACUGAUUAUAUAGAGAGAGUAUAGAAUAGUGGAGCGAGCCAGGGAGAGGAGAGGAGAGACUGUACUCCCUACGGAAAUUAAUUAGUUGCAUACAUAUGGUUCAUAACUAAAUAAAUAACAGCAUGGUUCAUUAGUUCCACAUAUCAUUGAUCCACUCACACACGCACGCAUGCACGCUCACUCAACAUCAACACUCAAAACUCCGACGC